AUAUUGAGUAUAAUAUUGCAUCCGAUAUUGAUAAUGAAUCCACUUCAAUGCACGUAUCCGAAGAGAUGAAAAAAAUCAAGGCUGCGGAUUUUAUAGAAAAGAAUUCAGACUGUAACACUGACAAGGUAAAUUCGCUAGCAGGUGCAUUGAGAAUAAUAAAAUCUGUAAUACGUGAAAAUCAUAAGAAAACACUGAUGGAAACCGUGAACAUAAAUGACGCCCACGGCAGAAUAUUGGCUGAAGAUAUAUAUUCGGAACACAAUGUGCCGACAUUCAGGACUGCCGCUAAACAUGGAUAUGCGGUAUUAGCCAGUGACAAGCGGGGUAUAAGGAAAAUACUGAGAAAAGAUUCGAAGAAAAAUCCGAAUGUACUCCGAUCUGGCACGUGUAUGAUGGUAAAAACUGGAGCACGUAUUCCCGAUGGAGCAACAGCGGUCGUAUCAUUGAAGGAUGUCAGAAAAGUAGACUGCAAUGAUAAUAAUAAAGAAAAUAUUGGUAGAAAUAUUGAUGACUGUGAAAAAAAAUUUGACAUCGAGAUCUUAAUCACUCCGCAAGAAAAUGAUAAUAUUAAACCUGUAGGCUAUGACAUAAAGGAAGGAAUGCACGUUCUACAGAAAUGCACUCGUAUCGGACCAGCAGCAAUGAGUAUUUUGACAUUAUGUGGACGUGAAAAAGUUAUAGUUUUUAAAGUUUUAUCCGUAGGUAUAUUAUCCGUCGGAGAUGAAUUGGAAGAACCUGACACCCGCCCUUUAAAAUCAAAAUGCGUCUACGAUGGUAACAGGAGAAUGUUAAUGUCAUUAUUAAAGGAACACGAUUUCAAUCCUGUGGAUUACGGAAUUUCGCCUUAUAAUGCAAGUAGCUUAAUAUCAAACAUUCAGAGAGCGAUAAAAGAAGUGAAGAUACUCGUAAUAUUAGGCGGUACGAACAACGAAGAUAUAGUGAAGCCUGUUUUAAAGGGACAUUUUAAAGCUAAUAUGUAUUUCGAUCGCGUGAAUAUAAAACCAGGAAAAUCGACCGCAUUAGCAAAAAGUACGUUCGAGAACGAAGAUAAAUAUUUCUUCUGCAUGUCGGCAAGUUUUUCAACCGUACCCAUCAUGGCGCAUGUAUUACUUCUACCAUUUCUGAUCGGAUUACGCUGCGACUUUUCCCAUCAAUAUCCCGUCAUACUGUCUUGCUUAGACUCAGAGAUCAAAUUGCAUCAGCGUCCGCAACUUUCAUGGGCGAAAUUAGAAUGGAACGACGAUGAUACUUUUCCAAGGGCUUACACUCCCACAAACAAUUUGGGACAUUGUUGUAACAUACUCAAAUAUGAAAAAUCUAAUGCAAUUCUAAUAUUGCCGUGUCGUUCACAAAAAACAAAUGACAUAAUUUAUACAUAUAAAUCGUUAAUCCUUAAUCAAUAUGAAGUCAUGCAUCUGAUAUGGCGAGGUCAUGGAUAAUUAAUCCUUGAUUCCCUAAUAUUGGACUCCUAAAUUGAUCAAGUUCAAGUUUUGCAUAAAAGCGUGACUGUUAGAGAAUAAAUUGUAUUUACGUAGUUCAAAAUACGUUAUUUAUUUUAAUGCCGUAAAUAAAUAGGGAAAAGAAACAGAGAAAAGAAACAGGGAAUAUAAUUAUUUAUCUUGUUAAUAUAAUUUAAUCGAUUAGAUUUUUUUACAAUACCUGAUAUGACGAAUACGAGAAUUUGAAAAACUUCGAAAAAUGUAACUAUGUAUUUUUAAAUUAAAUAAAAUAGAACAAAGUUGAAUAAGUAAUUUGACGAAAGAUUGUAAUAAUCCGCUAAUAAUAAUUCGCUUAACUAAGCAACAUUUUCAGUAUUAUAUAUCUGUAACUUGUUGCUGCUGUUGUAAUUAAUUGUAACUAUAAAAGUCACUUCUAGAAUGCUUACUUAAGAAUUCAUUGUGCUGGUUAAGGAUUAAAAUAUAUUUUUUCAAGCGAUUAA
Molecule: messenger RNA, 1939 nt
Organism: Pogonomyrmex barbatus (red harvester ant)
Lineage: Eukaryota; Metazoa; Arthropoda; Insecta; Hymenoptera; Formicidae
Product: gephyrin-like
Biological process (GO): postsynaptic neurotransmitter receptor diffusion trapping; Mo-molybdopterin cofactor biosynthetic process; gamma-aminobutyric acid receptor clustering
Cellular component (GO): postsynaptic membrane; cytosol; dendrite
Molecular function (GO): molybdopterin molybdotransferase activity
Source: RefSeq, a predicted model, not a curated record